CAUUAUAUGAUUGAAAAUAUAUUAGAACAAAUGGACAACAAAAAUUGGCUGGCCUAAUUUAGAAUCAUCUCUCUCUCUCUCUCUCUCUGUAUAUCUAUAUGUAUAUAUAUCUAUAUAUAUUUCAAAUAGACAUUGUCUUUCCUAAUUUAGAAUCCCUAACCUUUCAUUUGAGGACUUGUUGGGUAAUACAUGCAGUUGCACCGUUGGUGUUUGAAUUUAGUUAUAGUUUUGAAUGUAUAUAUUCAGUUUCAAUUGCAGUGAGCCAUCCUAAUCCAAUCACAAUCUGAGCUCGAAAGCUCAAAAAAUAUAAUUUAGUUGAAGUUGAGGUAUGUAAGCAGUGAAUAAUAAAAUGCAGGCAUUCUUUGGUUGGACUGCCUACUUGUGACCUUAGCAACAGUGCACAUGCUUGAGAUGACUUGCCGUCUCCACAUCCUACCCCCCAACAAUGCCAAACUGAUGUACCAAUCAGAAUGAGAAAGCAGUGCUGGAAUUAUUGGUUAAUUGAGCACAGGAAAUUAAUAUGGACGAGAAGUUUGAAUCAAAAGGAAGAGUAUGCGUGACAGGUGCUUCUGGUUUUAUCGCUUCUUGGUUGAUCAAGAGACUUCUCUUGUCUGGGUAUCGUGUCAUUGGAACAGUUAGGGGCCCCGGAAACAAUGAGAAAUUGCGGCGUCUGUGGAGGCUGGAAGGAGCCAAGGAGAGACUUGAGUUGGUGAGGGCUGAUCUAAUGGAGGAGGGCAGCUUUGACGACGCAAUCAUGGGAUGUCACGGUGUCUUCCAUAUUGCUUCCCCUGUUUUGGGCCAACCAUCUUCUGAUCCAAAGGCUGAAAUCUUGAUACCUGCAAUUGAGGGUACAUUGAACAUAUUGAGUUCAUGUAAGAAGAAUCCAUCAUUAAAGCGAGUGAUUCUCACCUCAUCUUCUUCAACCGUAAGGGCAAGAGAUGAUUUCGACCCAAAUGUGCCUUUGGAUGAAUCAUCUUGGAGUUCUGUGGAGCUCUGCGAAAGACUCCAGAUUUGGUAUGCUUUAUCAAAAACCCUGGCUGAGAGGACUGCAUGGGAGUUCUGCAAAGAUAACAAGAUCGAUCUGGUGACCGUUCUCCCCUCAUUUGUUGUUGGACCUAGUUUGUCACCUCAUUUGUGUACUACUGAAUCUGAUGUCCUCGGCUUGCUUGAAGGAAAGACUGAGAAAUUUCAUUGCCAUGGAAGGAUGGGAUAUGUGCACAUUGAUGAUGUAGCACUCUGCCACAUCCUUGCUUAUGAGCAUGAAAAUGCACAUGGACGAUACCUUUGUAGCUCAAUUGUUGUCGACAAUAAUGAGCUUGUUUCCGUGUUGUCUCGACGCUAUCCAACAUUGUCCAUUCCCAAGAGAUUCGAGGCACUUGAUAGGCCAUAUUAUGAGCUCAAUACUUCUAAAUUGAGAAGUUUGGAAUUCAAGUUCAAGUGUAUCGAAGAGAUGUUUGAUGAUUGCAUUGCUUCUUUAAUGGCGCAAGGACAUCUUUGUUUAGCCUAGUCUAGUUACAACUACUAACAACUUCCUACAAUAUUUUGAAUAUGAACUUUUUCUUACUCUGACAUCGAUCGAAUUUUAAAGUUUACUUCUUGUAGUUCACACCUUCCUUCUAAUAUUUUCAAUGAUUUAUUAUGAAUAAGAAUAA
Messenger RNA from Camellia sinensis, 1652 nucleotides. The record is from RefSeq and is a predicted model, not a curated record. Lineage: Eukaryota; Viridiplantae; Streptophyta; Magnoliopsida; Ericales; Theaceae.